Molecule: messenger RNA, 3846 nt
Organism: Eimeria tenella
Lineage: Eukaryota; Apicomplexa; Conoidasida; Eucoccidiorida; Eimeriidae
Product: SNF2/RAD54 helicase family protein, putative
Exons: 8
Coding region: 1-3846 (1281 amino acids)
Molecular function (GO): ATP binding; ATP-dependent chromatin remodeler activity
Source: RefSeq, a predicted model, not a curated record
AUGAGGGACAAAUUACUCAUACACCAAAAGUACUUCUGCGGUCCUGAUGCCCAGCGUACGGCAAAGCAACGGCUAACGGAACGUAAGGUGGACGAAGCCACAGAAAGGGCGAUGGUGACGCUCAAUAUUAUCAACGCCGAGGGCAGAGAACGGCACAAGCCAAACGGAACACCGACCGCAGCAGGUAGGACGCAGACCGACAAGAAGAGAAAGAAUGCACGACCCGGGGUGCUUGCUGAACCGGCAAACUUUGUUCCUACACCUGGCAAUUGCCUAAAAGAGCUGCUUCAGCAAGCAAACAUUGAUCCUGAUGAGCUGAGGCCGAUGCCCUGGCUAGGUCCGCAUGGCUACCGUAACGCAAAAGCUACAGCAGAGACAGCUGGGCUUCCUCAAGGCAAGAAACGCAAGAUGGACUCGAAUAAUGACACCAUUAGCAGCAGCAGGGGAGACAGCGCAGGUGCCAAGCUUGACGCGUGCACCGACGAGUGUGGAAAACUCGGCAUGGCUGAAGUCGCUUGUUUAAAAGUAGCGGAAUUAAAGGAGCUUAUCAAAGCUCUUGGAGGCACCCCAAUCCCCCGUGCACAGAAAGCGCAACUACUGGAACAAGUGGAGCCGCUGCUAAAAAAGAGCUUGAUUAAGGAGUUAUCAAAUGCGGAGCCUAGAGACAGCGGCUCGGGAACUGCGAACCUCCAGAUGUGCUUGGCUAAGCCUCAAGAGACAGAUUCGGGGAUGCAGGAGCACAGCGAGCGGCAGGAGCAAGCUUCAGCGGAGGAGUGUCAAAGCAGUAAAGAGAAAAUUGGUACAGCUGCGAGCAGCAAGAGUGUGCCACCUGGGCAGCAGGUGGAAAGACCCAUACGCGAAAAGUGCAACUGUGAUGAAGAAAGUAAAGAAGCAUCAGCUACCAGCAGCAGCGGAAAAGGCAACUCAGGAGUGAAAAAUGCCAAAGCAAGCAGCCAGAGUCAACAGUGCCAACGGAGCAAAAGAGCUGUUCCUGCGAAGCGGGGGGUGGGCAAAUCUGCUGGCGACGAGGACGGCGAGCCGCGAAACGCUGUGUCACCAGACAGUAGUAGCAGCAGAAGUAAGCCGCCCUUCAAGUAUGUGAAGCCAGUAAAACCGGACAGGCAGCAAGCCGACAGUCAGCAUGCUUCUGCUGUCACGGGCAAAAAGACUUCACUUGUCAAUAAGAAGACGAAAACGGGGGCAAAGAACAAAACACGCAGCUGCAAGAACAGCAGCAAAACUAUCCAGAAGUAUACAAAACCGAAGAAGCAUGUGAAGAAAGAGGUUCGAAGGUCCUCGAGGAAACAAGCGCCCACAGAACGAAACGUUUCCAGUAGCGAAAGCGAGUGGGAGAGCAGCAGCACGGCUUAUGAGCCCUCAGGCUCGUCAUCCGAAAGUGGCUCUUCAGAUUCGUUUGUUGAGACACCUUCAGAUGACCCAUCAAUUGAUUCAGACUCCGAAGUUUCGUCGGUCGUAUCUGUUCGUUCAUCUGAUACCACGAAAAAGAGGCGCGCUAAAACACCCCGCAACUCCAGUAACUACAGCAAGGAGCUGCCGAGAAGCACAGCUCUCACGCCAAUAGAUGAGUUGCUGUGGGGUAAAGCAUUGGGCGAGACUGAAUCUGAAGACGGAGAGGAAGGUGGACAUGUUAAGGAGAGACUUGAGGAGGACCCUCAGCUGGUAGAAGCGCUUAGGCAGUCUCCUCUGCAUGGAGUUGUGUGGCAGAGAAUUGUGUUGGAUGAAGCUCACAGGAUCAAAUCCCGGAACAGCAGCACGGCCCAAGCUAUAUUUGCCCUACGCAGCGCAACAGUGAAGGUUGCUGGUGGAUGUAGUCGCCUUGAGCAAAGAAAGGAACAGCUGCAGCCUCAGAUAGAAGAGGAUGGUGCAAAGAGCUACAGCAGGGAUGCUGCUGCUUCGCAAAGGGAAGAUGCUGAAACUGGUGAUCAGGAUAGGAUUGACAGUGCCCGUCCUGAAAUCCAGAGUGGUGGAAAACAGAAACGUAUGCAACAGAGGAAACGGUUGCAGGGGCAUUCUCGGGAAGAGGAUAAUGGUUGUUCAGUUCCUGAGCAACAGGAAGGGACAACCGAUAACGUUGCAUCUUGCGAACAUGCGGGAGUUGCAUUCGGUGGCAAUGGCGACAGCUGUAGAGGGAACAACGUGGGUAAUAGAGGUGUUUCUGCGCCUGCCGACAAUCAAACGAAUUCAGACGGUUUUUCAAUCGUCGUGGGAGGCUGUAGAUGGUGUCUCACGGGCACACCUCUACAGAACAGAGUUGGGGAGCUAUACAGUCUUGUGCGCUUUUUGCGCUUUUAUCCCUAUGCGUAUUACUUUUGUUCGAAAAAGGGUUGCUCCUGCAGGUCCAUGCAUUACCGAUUUGCCGAUGGAAAGUAUUGCGAAAAGUGUUCUCACACGCGAAUGACGCAUUAUUCUUUUUUCUGUCGCCGCGUUGUGAAGCCAAUCAAGGAAUUUGGGUACCAGGGAGAGGGAAUUGUUGCCCUCGAGACCUUAAAGAAGGAAGUGCUGGAUGUCUGCUUGCUUCGACGCACAAAGAUAGAGAGAGCAGCUGACGUUAAAUUGCCUCCUCUCGUUGUAUCCAUAAGAAGGGAUGCAUUGAGUCCCCAAGAAAGAGAUUUCUACGAGGCUCUUUUUAAACAGACGGCAACCCAAUUCGACUCUUAUGUAAAGAGCGGCACUGUCCUGCACAACUUCGCGCACAUCUUCGACUUAUUGUCACGGCUGCGUCAAGCAGUGGAUCAUCCUUACUUGCUCAUUCAUGGUUCCCUGCAGUCCAAAGAGGGCUGUGUGCCCUUGCCGACUGACUCACGGAACCUAGAACAAACCGGCAUCUGUGCCAUUUGUCAGGAAGAUAUGGAUGCCGCAGACGUUGCCGAGGCCAAGUGUGGACAUGCAUUCCAUCAUCUCUGCAUUCAAGAGUAUAUCGAAUCUGCUCCAGCUGCAGCAGAAGCAGAGCAGCAGCAAGUGCCAGCAGCUGCAGCGCUGGGCUGUCCUGCUUGUUUCGUCCCCCUGACAAUCGACCUGUCGAAGCCAGGGGGAUGGGAACCCUCGGAAGAAGAUGCAACGGGAAGGAAAAUGAAGGACAGACCAGACAACUCGAAAAAGCGAAGGAGCUGUUGUAACUGUCGGGGAGAGGAUGGAUUUGCUGAGGAUGAAGAGGUUUCUGAGCUGGACACCGUCCUCGAGAAUGGCACAGGUGAUCCAAGCGUCGCUGCUGAAAGGCAGACUGGUGCAUCUUCGACGCCGGGAAGGACCGCAAACAGGCGCGGUGGGAUUAUGAAAAAGAUCAGCGCCAGCAACUUCACAAGCAGCACUAAAAUCGAGGCCCUUGUGCAAGAGCUGCAAACGGAACUCGAACAAGACGCCGAAGUUAAAAGCAUCGUAUUUUCCCAGUUUUGUGCGAUGCUGGAUCUCAUAGAAUUCCGACUAAAGAGAGAAGGGAUCCACUGCGCCCAGCUGACAGGGUCUAUGACUGCUGUUGCCAGGAGCAAUGUGCUGUACGCAUUUAACAACGACACCAACCUGAAGGUGAUUCUUAUAAGUUUAAAGGCUGGGGGUGAGGGCCUAAAUCUUCAAGUUGCCAGUAGGAUAUACCUGAUGGAUCCUUGGUGGAACCCUGCAGCUGAGAUGCAGGCCAUCCAAAGAGCCCAUAGAAUAGGCCAGACUAGGCCAGUGAAGGGCGUGAGAUUUAUUUGUACCGACACAAUUGAAGAGAGGAUUCUUCAACUCCAAGAAAAGAAACAGCUUGUCUUCGACGGCACAGUGGGAGCCUCGAACCAGGCAAUGCACAAACUGACUCAGGAGGAUCUCCGUUUUCUCUUUCAAUCGUAA